CUGGGACCAUUAUGGCAACGGAAAGCGUCCUGGAGCAAGCUUUGGUCUGUGCCGAAAGCUUCAGCCUCGCAGGCUCAGAAACAUGGCCCAUGUCUCAGUCAAGGUCAACAUACCACCCUUGGACAAGGGAUUCUUCGGCAGUAGAGCCUGCCCAGGAGCUGGUGACCUUUGAGGAUGUGGCCGUUUAUUUCUCAAAGGGGCAGUGGGAUCUGCUGGAUCCAGAGCAAAAAGCCUUGUACAGGGAGGUCAUGCAGCAGAAUUAUGAGAAUGUGGUCUCUCUGGGUUUCCCUGUAGCUAAACCUGCACUGAUCUUCUGGCUUGAGCAAGGAGCAGAGCCUUGGAUUCAAGAUCCAGGAGAAAGGGCAACAAAAGGCUCAUCUAUGAACUGUGUAGAUUCGUAUUGUGAAAGCCUCACAGGUACUUUUGGGGUAGUCUAAACCCCCUAAAAACGAAGCAUCCCUCCAGUGUGAGAAUAUUGAAUUAUCCCCUUUGUUAAAAUAAGGCAACAGUGUGGUGAGUAAAAGGUAAUCCUCCUCCCUCCCUCAGCAUUGCCCUUAUAUUUCCUGAAACUUUAUAUAUCCUAUUUUAUUUUUGAAAGUCACAUGUUACUCCUUUCCAGAGUAUAUGUAUCUAUGAAUCAGGCCUUGGAAUCCUCCCUUGUUCUUCUUCUUUUUUCCCUCAGAAGGUGACAGGAAGACAGUGAAGAAAAAAGCCACUUGCCUGUUGUGUGGGAAAACAGUCUCUUCCAAAUAUGCUCUCAUUGGACACAUGAGGACCCACACGGGAGAGAAACCAUACGAGUGCCCUGAAUGCAGGAGGAGAUUUGCUUUAAGGAAGAAUCUUACCUUGCAUCAGAAAACCCACCAGAAACACCUUGAGCCAAACCUCCCAUUAACUCAAGAGAACUUUUCUGCCAAAGAGUUGGCAUUUCACCAGGACCAGCCAGGAGAUCAAGAGCUUCAAGAUCACCAGGCACCAGAAGAGGCAACGCCUCCACCAAGCUAUCUUGAAGGGAUAAUCAAGGUUGAAAUGGUGGAAGGCCCAGAUGUACAGGAUCCAGUAGAUGACUACCCUCUUUCUGUGCAUUCUCCAACAGAAGCAUGGCCUCCAAAAAUCUAUCAAGGCAGUUGCAGGAGAGAACAAAAUACAGUGGGAAUAGCAAGAAAGACUUUAGGGCCACGGUCGAUUCAGAAGUCAUGGUUUUCUCAGUUUCCGUGGCUGGAGGCUGACAAGGGACAGACCACACUGUACUGUGUCAUUUGCAGGGAGAAACCCCCUGCUCACGGCCCAGUGUCCAAAUUAGUGACUGGAUACACCAGGCCAUUUAAAGUGGAAACUCUCAAACACCACGACAAGAGCAAUGCCCAUAACCUUUGUGUCCGAGCAUUGACAGCUAAAGAAGACCCAAAUGGCGUUCCAGUUGCUGUGCGCAUGACAAAAAUGUCCAGCUAUGUCCUGAAAAACAUGGAACACCUUUUUAGCGCGGCAUAUGACAUUGCCUAUCAUUCAAAGCCUUUGAAUGAUUUUGAAAAAGCUUUAGAUCUCUUGCAGGUCAUGGGAGCCCCCAUCAUACCCAGGUACAGAAACAGAGUGGCGUGCACCCUCUUCAUCAAAUGUAUCGCAGACACACUUGGGAAGGAAAUACUUGAUGGCAUACGCCAGUCGCCUUGCAUUAGUAUUCUGCUGGACGGUUUUACGAAUUCCUCCGAUCAGCCAUGUGUAGUGAUUUACAUCCGGUACAUAAAAAGAACAGAUGUGAAGGAAUCUUAUGUCUGCUUGGCUUUGCUGCCCAAUGAAACAGCCGAUGCCUGUUUUGAGACAAUCAUUUCAACCUUAGAGGAACUACAGAUCCCGUUUAGAAAGCCAGGGUGGCUGGUGGGCUUAGGAACCGGUGGAGCAGCCAAUAUAGUGGACUGCAAAAACGGGAUCAUCGCAAAAUUUGAAGACAUCACCCCCCAGUUCACUUCGGCCCAUUGUGUUACCUACAAGAUACAAUUUGCUGUCAUUGAUGCUUGCUGCAGGGGUAUUGACUUUGUUAAGAACUGUGAGAAGCGUAUACGGGCAAUGUUCAAGUUUUACCAGGUGUCUCCUGAGAGGCUGAGAGAGCUGCAGGUGGUGGCUUCUCGUCUAGGCCGGAAGGUUGCCAAGCUGAUGGACUGUAACGACGUGAGGUGGGUCAUCAGCAGGAGAGGGACUCUAAAUGCCCUUCUGGAAAACUUGCCUGCAGUUGUGAAUCACCUGGAGCGGCUGUCAAAAUCCAGUGGACACGAGGGUCAAAAAGCAAAAGGGAUGCUGACGUUCCUGAGAAGCUUCCAUUUUGUAAAACUUUCCCACUUCUUAAUAGAUUUCCUGAAUAUUUACAAGCCUCUCUCUGAAGUAUUUCAAAAAGAAAACAUCUUACUCAGGCAAGUGAAUUCCACUCUAGAAAACACAUACCUUACACUCCAAAGCCUUCUUCAGCAGGCAGGACCAAAAGAGGCAGAGUUUGAUACAAAUGUGAAGGGUGCGUGCUUCCGUGGCAUCCCUUUGCUUGGAAGAGAGUCUGGGGAGUGUCGAUUUCAAACUGACAGAGCAAAGAUUAUUCUGACAGGAGCAGAAUAUUUGCACCAAAGGUUUGACACAGAGAAAUCACUAGAGGUAUUAAAAAAUAUGGAGGUAUUUGAUACCACCUCUUGGCCUGACAGCAGCCGUCUUGCCAGCUUUGGGAAUGUGGAGAUUCUUUCUUUAGCUAAGCAUUUUGACAGCUCUCUAACGUCAAGCUAUAGUGAAGAUGGACUGCUGAGUGAGUGGUUGGAACUUAAAACCAUUGCAAAGGACCUUCCUUUCUCAGCAUUGUGCAAGAAGGCUAUGGCUGAGGGUCAGAGGUUUCCUUUGCUGAGUAAACUCACAUCGGUCGCAGCAUGUCUGUGUACUUCCACAGCAAGCUGCAAGCGGGGGUUUGUCGUUAUGAAUCUGAUAAGGACUUACGAGAGGCUGAAGCUUUCCAACGAAGUGGCAAACUCUCUAAUGAUGGUUGCUGUCAAUGGCGUGGCAGUUCCAGAUUAUGACCCGCUGCCUGCAAUUGAGCACUGGUACUUGACAUCUUCUGGCCGUCGCUGUUAACCAUCACUACAACAUCACUUGGAGCUGGGAUUGUACUGAUUCUAAAUAUUUAGUACCCCCAUUGUCUGAUGAACUGCAAAACGUGCCAUUAUCUCUGCUCAGAGUACUUGUCUGCAAAUCUCCAUAACAGAGCUUAUAAGACUGGGCAUUUGACUGGUCAAUUGACUGAUUAAAUAAUGGUCAGGGUGUUUUUUUAUUACCUUUAUUAGGACAAGCAAAAAGAUGCUUUAAUCAUUGAUAGAUCUUAUGCUAAUUUAAAAAACAAAUUAGCUAACUGUAGCAGUGAAACAAAUUAACUUUGACAAAAAUGUAGUAAUAACUUUCUAACAAUGUGACGUUUCUAUAAAUGUGAACAAGUCACCAAACAGCUGUUCUCACUUCUUACAGAUCCUUCUUGGCGUAAUGGUCAAGUAAUGGAUGAUCUGUUGAAUAUUCUCAGUCUGAGAAUAUUUGACCAGUCCAUUCACCAGUGUGCCAGCCCUUUCUGCUAGCCAUUUGUCUUGUGAUCAGUAUUAGUUAUGGAACGAACACUCCCCCAAAUAUAAGUGAGAAUUCUUGUAUUUAUUUUUACUUUGGAUUUUUUUCUCUGGAUACUUGCCAGGUUCUGGGUUUUAACUAGGGCUACAAUAUUUUAAUGAUUAAUUGAUUUUUAAAAAAUCUUGUACUUGACUUUUAAAAAAUGCCUGAUUGAGCAACAGCUUUUAAAAACAGAUUAAUUGUUUUUAACACAGGAACCUACAAAAAACUGUCAAUGACAGGUGCCAUUUUGACAGAAUUCCUAAUUUUUCUCCCCGCAGGAGUUAAUGCCUUUCCUAAGAUGGAAUCCACUGUGAAACACGCAGCAGCAUCUGUGCUUUUUUUCUUUCAGGUGUAUUGCUUUAGUCUUAUGAAAAUGUAUUUAAAUUACAUCAAACAAAUUAAAACUCAGCCGAGGUUUUGUUAAUUCUGUGACGGCCCUAAUUUUAAUUUCUCUGAACUGGUUUGAGUAUGAUACAGAAAGGGUACAGAAAUUGGAGUUUUUCUGGUUGUACACUCAACUGGUUGAGUGUGUGUUGUUUCAGAGAGGAUUUAUGGGCUCCCUCUUAAGUGUCACUGGCCUGUCUUAAUGGAAAAUGUCAGCACCUACUUUCUUCUCUGAUUCCUUAUAAAAACAUAAGAAGAGCCCUGCUGCAUCAGACCAAUGGCCUGUCUAGUCUAGUACCCUGUUUCACACAGUAGCCAACCAGUUACAUUGGAGGAGCAACCACAGGACAGAGGCCAAGACCUUCCCUGGAGUGGUCUCCUGGCACUGGUAUUCAGAUGUUCACUGCCUCUGAAUAUGGACGCUCCCUUUACUCACCAGCAAGAAAAAAUUAGGGCAGUAAAUGCCCAGGGCAGAGACUUUUCUUUGGUGGCACUUCUGUCAUGGAAUGCCCUCCCCAAGGAUGCUAUUACAGACCUUGUAGCAGUUUAGAAAAACUUUUUAAAAACACUUUUUUAUUUUCUUGAGCCUCAGGUCUAGCAUUGCUGGUUCUGCCUGUUAAUUUUAUAUUUUAAUAUUAGUGUUGUUUUUCAUUUGGUGGUUCUGUUUUGUGUGGUUAGGGACUGGCUUGUUUUGCUUUCUUUAAUCUUUCUUUGCACUUCAGCUUGCUCACCUUUGGAUGCCAAGACAGUAAUGACAUUUCCAGGGAUAAAUAAAAUGUCCGUUAAAAUCAGCGUGUAAGUGGUGUGGAUAAUGCCUAGUGAAACAACGGAAGCGAGAAAGAAAUGAACUUGUUAAUGCAGAGCUUGCUUCUGCGCGCAUAUGUGCGCGCGCGUGUGCACACGCACACACAGAGUUCCAUUCAAUCAGGCUCCCACACAUCUGCUUUAAAAGAAAAAAAGUUUUGGAGAUCAUUCACGGAACUAC
This is a messenger RNA of Eublepharis macularius, 4990 nucleotides long. It is a transcript of the gene ZNF862, whose product is annotated as zinc finger protein 862. The transcript has 8 exons. NCBI's taxonomy places the organism in Eukaryota, Metazoa, Chordata, Lepidosauria, Squamata, Eublepharidae. The record is from RefSeq and is a predicted model, not a curated record. Bases 769 to 3102 code for a protein of 777 amino acids.